Messenger RNA from Daphnia carinata, 2371 nucleotides. RefSeq names its product carboxypeptidase D-like. Gene Ontology annotation, biological process: proteolysis. Lineage: Eukaryota; Metazoa; Arthropoda; Branchiopoda; Diplostraca; Daphniidae. The record is from RefSeq and is a predicted model, not a curated record. The transcript has 8 exons. Gene Ontology annotation, cellular component: cell surface. Bases 43 to 1803 code for a protein of 586 amino acids. Gene Ontology annotation, molecular function: zinc ion binding; metallocarboxypeptidase activity.
AGUUCUCGCUUUCAAGUGAUACAUUCCAAAAAGCAAAAAGAAAUGAAGACGGCUGUUUGGUACACGUCGACAUUUCUCGUCAUCUUCGUCUACCUAUAUUGCUACCUGGUGCAGUUCAUCCGCGGUGCGGAAAUCCGGCCGCAACUGCAUCUGCACCAGCCGCUGUUGCGCAACCGACUCGGAGGGGCACAGCCACCGUCACACAUGGCAUCUCUUCCGCCAGUGAUUGUUGGCGCUCCUUCGCGUCAUCUCGGCUGGCCAUUAGGCGGAUCAAGUGGCGGAAAUCAGCAUCCGUCCUUGCAGCGCCAUCUUCCUCCGGUACCACCUCCUCCGCCAGCCUCGGUCUUCUCCGAUUACUUGACGCCGGGCAACAUGGCCGUUUCGUCAUCCAUCUCGGUGUCAUCUUCCGUGUCGUCGGCUCCCGUUCAUCCGUCAGUGACGGCCGCUCCAGCAACUCCCGCAGCUCCCAAACCGCUGGAUUUCAGUUAUCAUAAUUACGAAGACAUGACGACCUGGUUGAAGCACUUUAGCGCAUCCAAUCCCGAUCUAACGGCCCUUUACUCCAUCGGCAAAUCCGUUCAAGGUCGCGAAUUGUGGGUAAUGGUGGUAUCUUCUUCUCCGUUCCAACACAUGAAAGGCAAGCCGGAUGUCAAGUACGUGGCAAACAUCCACGGUAACGAGGCCGUCAGCAGAGAAAUGGCCCUCCAUCUUAUCGAACAUUUGGUUAAAAACUACAGGGAAGACGGCUACGUCCGCUGGCUCUUGGAGCAGACUCGCAUCCACAUUUUGCCAAGUUUGAAUCCAGACGGAUUCGAAGUGGCCCGCGAGGGGACUUGCACCGGUGGUCAAGGAAGGUACAACGCGCGUGGUUUCGAUUUGAAUCGAAACUUUCCCGAUUACUUCAAGCAGAACACUAAACGUGUACAACCGGAAACUGAAGCCUACAAGGAAUGGAUAGCUAAGAUUCAAUUCACCCUAUCCGCUGGACUCCAUGCCGGUGCAUUAGUCGCUUCCUAUCCCUUCGAUAACACUCCUAACUCAGUUUACCAAGCGUUCACGUCGACUCCGUCCCUGACGCCGGACGACGACGUCUUCCAUCAUUUGGCGGCCCUGUAUGCACGCAAUCACGCUACCAUGUACCAAGGAGUGGCGUGCAAGCCCGGCUCGCCCUCCUUCCCCAACGGGACGACCAACGGAGCGGCCUGGUACCCGUUGACGGGCGGAGCUCAAGAUUACUCGUACGUUUGGACGGGCACGAUGGAGAUCACCGUCGAAAUGGCCUGUUGCAAAUACCCGCCGGCAUCUGAAUUGCCCGUCCAUUGGAGCGAGCAUCGGCAAGCGCUUAUCCGUUUCGUGGGAGAAGCUCACCGUGGCGUACGAGGUUUCGUGACCGACGGUAACGGUCGACCGCUAGAAAACGUCGCAAUGAAAAUCAAAGGUCGCGACGCACCGUUCCAGACUACCAAACAUGGCGAAUUUUGGCGCAUUCUUUUACCAGGCUAUUAUCGGAUUGAGGCAUAUAAAGAAGGUUACGAACCGGUUGAAGAAGAUUUUAGCGUCACCGAUCAUCACGCCACGCAAGUCAAUCUGACUCUUUUCAAACAGGUUGACACUAAAAAUGGAUUUGGAACAUUAGACGACGUCAGUAAUUACUACGCCUUAUCGACGAGUGAAGAACGACCCAACAAACGACACCCUAGCAUUUCCAAUAAACAGGACGUUCCCCAUCCUACGGGACUCAGUGGGCUCCUGAUCACGCUGAGAUCGCAAAUGGACAAUCUCUUUGCAAACCUAUUUGGUUGAAGAAUCGAAUUUUAAAUGAGAAACAGUAAAAAAAAAAAAAAAAAUCCGGAUAAAAACACAUUUGAUUGAUGAAAGAAAUUCACGGAAGAGCGCAUCCUGUGACGGUCGGUUAUUUUGACCAUAGUGACAACGGAUGCAAAACCCACGCUUCUAAUUUUUUUUUAUUUUAAGCCUCUUUUAAAAACAUUUUUGUUCCGGAUGGAUAGUCGUCUCUUCGCUAGGUUGCAGCGGAGGGAAAAGAAACAACCAUUGGUCAUUUCCGGCAUUCUUUCUUUUAUUGAAAUGGACUCGUCUACCAGUUCGUAUCAAUUCUGUACUACAUUGUUUUGUUUUUUGGAUCAAAGUGUGUACUGUACAUAUGGAACUCCCUUCCCAAAUGUUAUUUCCUCUAUUCCGAUUGUCUGCAAAAACAAUCACCCCUGUUUGCCCCAUCUUAAAAAACAUUCUUAUCGCACUACAACCCCAACAACUAUUUAUAUGCACAUCCGUCAUGAGCGCACGUAUCAAUUACGUGUACUGAGGACAAGAAGGUGGAUCGAUAUCGAUGCAAGACAAAAUAAAUAAAAAC